UUUUAGUUUAUAUUUUUAGCCGGAAUGAAGUGAAGGUGUGCGAAGAAAACAAUAAAUAACGGAAGAAACGUAUAGCGAUUGCAAUUUAAUAAAUUCCGUGGCCAUCGUGUAUGAAAACAAUUGUUCGGCAGGGUUGUGAUUUCUAAUAAAAAUAAGUCAAUUACUAAAAUCACUGUUGAAAAUUAACCUCGAAACAUGUUAGACCACUUGAAUGACGAUUGCUUAUGUGAGAUAUUCCGAUAUCUGAGUGUCAAAGAACAGCUGAUUGUGACAACACUCAACGAGCGCUUCCGCGACUUAAUCGUUGAGAACUUUUGGCGCAAGAAAUACAACAAAUUCACCACAACUGGUGAUAAGAGCUUUGACGAACUCAACUUGUUGGAAUUUCAAAAAUUUUACAGUUACAUCGUGCCACAUAUACAAGAGCUAACGGUGCAUACCACAGCAGAUGUCACAUUCACCAGUUAUUUAGGGCGUUUUACACGCAGACCCGAUCUCGAUUACUACCUACAUUUCAUGUAUCCCACAUUACGUGUGCUACGUUGUUACGAUAAACAAUUCCAUAAUGGACAUCUGUUGAUUGUACUGCGGAAAUGCCCGAACCUCGAAGUACUGCAGCUGCAUAGUAUAUAUUUAACGGGUGAACAUUUAGCAAACUUCCACAAUUUGCGUGAACUCUACAUUUGUAGCGCUAAACUAGGAGCAUUGCAUAUAGACGAACUCUUAGCAAGACGUAAAAUUCUUCGUAUGCAUUUGACGGGUGCAACGACCGUUAAACGUGAUAUGGAUUUGGUUUUGCAGCGCGUCUUCCCACACAUAACGGAAAUGCGUUACUAUGAUGAUGAAGCGGAUAUAGCGACAGCAAAUCUAUUUAAUGCGUCCGCACAGACACUUGUGAAUUUGGAAAAACUUUAUUGUAAUUAUUUAAAGGACUUCGUUUACACAUUGCAUACGUUGAGGGAACUUUAUUUUGAAAGUCAUUUGAAGGUCGUUGACCUGUUUAAACUCGUCGAAAAUAAUACACACUUGGAAAACCUCUAUAUGGUCACGUUGUAUGAGAACUUCUUCGCAAAUACACGCGAAUGGUUAUGCGGUCUAACGGAAUGCUUACGUAAGCAACGUGAACGUAAGGUUGCGCUUAGUAUGCAUCUAAAUAUUCCCCAACGGGUGGUGCAGUAUGUGCGGCAAUUUGUGUUGGACUAUGAUGAUGCCCAUGGUUACCUUGUACCAGUGCUGAAAAUUCAAAAGUUAUCUGCCAAUCCGUCUAUGCUUACCGUGUUGAUCAAUACAAGUGGCAUUGGGUUGGCCUUCAAAUGGAGUUGAUGUUAAAUUUUCUGAAGAUUGCCAGAAUUUAUAGAUAACAAACCAAAAAAAUUGUGAGAUCUUACCUUCCAAGUUUAC
Molecule: messenger RNA, 1401 nt
Organism: Bactrocera latifrons
Lineage: Eukaryota; Metazoa; Arthropoda; Insecta; Diptera; Tephritidae
Exons: 2
Coding region: 196-1323 (375 amino acids)
Molecular function (GO): protein binding
Source: RefSeq, a predicted model, not a curated record